CGGACUGUGUCGGCAUAUCUCUCGUUCCUCUGGAUAGGAUCUUAUCUAGAUGUACCACGCUAGCUGAUCCUCCUCGUGCAUGAUAAUGCAUAUGGGAGGUCAAGUCGCAAGUAAUUUCGAUGCUGCGAAUCUGAGCUUCGGAUACCUGGCGCUGUUCUGCGCCCUUUGAGAAUGGAGCAUGUAUCAACGCUAUGUGCCGUUAGCACCGUCGGUAUCGCAGCAACGGGCUUCGCGUUCGGUCGCGUGGAUCGAAGCCCCUCCAAGCCCAGCAGGUAUCGGAAAAGAACCCUCCCGCUCCAUGAUCAGUGUGCGACGGCGACAGACACAGCAGAAAUCCCAUCUUCCAACUUGAUUGACCCGGCUUUGCGCAAACCAUUCGCAACUGCAGGCGCAGAAUCGCCUCUCGAAGAAAAAUUCCCUCGACGCGGUAAGGAUGGGCACUCUAGUACAACCCACGCAGAGGAAUCAAAACAUUCGAGAAAACCGUCAUUCGCAGGUAUCAGACUGCGUCGCCGGGGACAAACUUUGACUGGACCUCCGUGCUUAGCGAAUGACAGCCCUUAUACAGUUUCCCAAUUUGUCCGACGGCCAUCAUCCUCCUGGGUGCGACGACUUUCGUUUCAACCAGAGAAACGUAGCUCAUAUCAGUCGUCCGUUUCUUUGUCGCCCAGGGGCCCAGCUACUCCAAUCAUUCCCCGCACGCCCACGCAGCGCAGAUUCAACAAGCUUGUCAAGCGGCCUUUGUCGCAACAUGCCAACAUCCAGCCGCUACCGGUCAGUACGCCGCCAACCUCAGCCAUCGCCAGUCUCCGCAGGCCUGCUACCAGUUAUCAACGAUCGGAUAAGUUUGGUCACAAGGCGACACACAGUUUGAACUUUGAGCCAAACUUGGCCUUAUAUUCUCCGGCUAUCCCUGAAGGCGAGAUUACGCCCUCUCACGACCAUACCUGGCGACCGUACAUAAGUACCACUCUGGAUGAAUUUUCAGAAAGACUGGCUCGCAGGUUUUCAUCGGCCACAAAGCCGAAAGAUCAAGGACUGCGACGAAUCGUACCAAGGAGUGACUCUGUUCCAGCACUUCUUCUGGCUACAUCUAUCAGGGCAACUGAACACGCAACGGCUGACGGCCUGAGUGCAUCAAAUACGGCUUCACCAGUUCUGUUUCGUGAUCCGUUCAGUUCUGGUGACAAGUCUUCACAACCGCUAGAUGAUCAUAUACCACCGGAAAGAGCCGGCUGUGAAUCGACAUUCUGUGCUGAGAACGCAGAUCCCAAAAGUAAAAGUCCUUUGACAACACCCAUACUCUCCGCGGAUUUCGGAGGCUCUGACAAUAACUCAGGGGUCUUUUCGAAGAGACGGGCUAUCUCGACGCCUCUUCUCUUCCCUAUGAGCAAGGAAGGAGCCAUUCUGGUGUCAUCCAAACCCCGCGGAAGGCGUAAUAUAACUGACCCAACCUUUUUCAGCCGUCCAUCACCCGCUGUGCAAACAGGAGUUCCUAUGUCAUUGAUUUCGGAUAUGCUAGGGCCACGGCAUAGGCCCUUACCAUCACAUUUCCAAGAUUUCAGGCUAGACAUGGCUUACCCCGAUAAUGUUGUUGCACGUCCAUUCACAUCAGACGCCGUUCCUUUAACCAAAAUUCGGGGUUCAAUCCGUCAGCAGCCGAAGCGUCAUUCGAUAGCUGCAUCUGAACUCGCUUCCACAAUCAUCGGUUCUGACGAGACGAACAUCUUCACGUCUGGUGAUGAGGACGAAACGGAUUUCUUGAGCGAUACCGCUUUCGACUCAAUUCGUACACACGUGACUACCGGUAGCAACCCCGGUCUAUGCGCGCCUCGAAUUGAGACCAUUUUUGGUGCCCCGCCAGUCACUGCAAGAGAGGUGCAUGCUAUCAACAGUGCAGGGCUAGACUCGCGUACUUCUGACGCUUCGCAUCCCCUCUCCGAACUUCACUGUGGUUUGGAUGCAUCUGAAGCGCCGAACAACAUGCCAUCAUUGAUUCCUCCGGUGUCAACAGACCCGCACGAAGGUGAAAGCAAUAUAUCCUUCCCAUCCGAUCUCUCAGAUGAUGAAGAUACGCAUAGUCUAUUGGCUGCGCUGCCCAGUGAAUCCACUGAGCCAGCCUUCCAGACAAGAAUGAGCUCGAAUAGCCUGUACCAUCAGGAUAAUAUUCUUAUCCCAGGGGCCUCGACAACCUUAGUCCAAUCGCAGCUUCCGGUGGUGUCGGAUCCCCGCAAAUACCGUCCCGACUUGGUUGAUACUUGUCCCAAAAUGAAUAUCUUCGACUGGUCUGAGCAAUCCAGGGGCGACCGUGAGGGUACCGGACCCGACGGGCGGCCACGCACCGUUCAUGGUAAACAUACGCCUCACUCCCGUGGCAGUCGUGCACCCGGAAGGAAAGCCCCGAGUACUUUACAUCUUCGGAGCCAGAGUGUCCCUGUGACAAGAGACCCAGCAACCGUUAGCGAGCAGCGCCAGACGUCGGGCAGCAAGUUCGGGACGUGGGGUCUAGGUAGCAAAGGUGUCAGCGAAGAUUGGGAUAGCGACUUUGAAUUUGAUGAUACCGAGGAGGUUUCGGCCACCGAGGCCAUGAAACCGACCAAGAACAAUGCGCGGCGCGGCAUGAUUGUCCCCCCGGCCAUCAUGGAACGUCAGGCUAGCCUGCAUGGGCAGUUUGGACAGGUUCAGGAGCUGACAUUGUUGGUGGAAGAGCUCAAGCGCCUUCGGCACCAAGGAAGUUUUCUGAAUCUUGUUCGCGGACCCUCUAAUGGGCUCUGGAAAGAGGCAGAAAGUAUCGUGAAUCUGGCCACGCUUGAUGACGACGAUUGCAAUGAUUCUCCGCCUGGGUCACCAUCGUCUCUCACAUUCAGCUUUGAUGAUUCAGAAGGCGAUUCCUCAAACUCUAACGACCCGUGGAAACGAGCCAGUGGAGGGUCUUGGGGAUUGUCAUUCUCGGACAAUGCGAAUUCCCGCCCUACUACUGCUCCCAGUCAGGAUUACAGAGACGCCCCAACAAAACCGAAUUCUGUGCUGGAUCUGAUCUAUCAACAACGCAACGCGGACGGAACUCCACUUCCCGACUCCCACCUUCCACGCUCCAAAAAACUUCCCUUCGAUACACAGUCUCUUCGGGACCUUGUUGUGCGUGCUGGCGUUGUAACCCGCGCAUUGAAAGAAGAAAUUCGCAGGGCCGAGGGUGUAACGACAGGACCUAGCGAGGACAUGCAUCCGUCGGAUCACCUAUUUAGUCGGAUCUUUGCUCGACCAUCCAAUGAUAACGCAACCCUCGAGGGCCCCGCCUAGAUGAGACAUGUCAAUUCUUUUGGUUUGAUUCAUGACACUGGCUUUCAUCCACAAUUGUACUUUCUUUUACAAGAGUAACGAAUUCCUUAACAUGUGUAACGACAUGAAAGAGGAUCUUGGGCAUAUAUCCUCCUUGAUCUGACUACUUUACUUUGGUCCUUCCUUCUCUCAACAAAGGAUUGGCCCUCUAAAGGACAUUCUGCUUGAAAAUCUACCCGUGUGUACAAUUGGCCAUAAGUAUAAUCCUCUUCGCUCCUACUUUCUAUGUACGUUGCGUGGCCUGCUCUUGUACACCAAUGAAAGGCGUUCCCUCUAAUUCUUUUUUCUAUUCCUUGUUCAUGUGAUGUGUCAUUGUCUUGGAGGCUAAGUGAAAUUCCAUCACGAAUCUUAUUGUCUUGUCUCUUUCUCAUUCUCCUCCUUCGAGUUUCGACGUACAGAUGUUCG
This is a messenger RNA of Aspergillus homomorphus CBS 101889, 3744 nucleotides long. RefSeq lists its product as uncharacterized. The record is from RefSeq and is a predicted model, not a curated record. Bases 172 to 3300 code for a protein of 1042 amino acids. Gene Ontology annotation, biological process: regulation of mitotic cytokinesis. Lineage: Eukaryota; Fungi; Ascomycota; Eurotiomycetes; Eurotiales; Aspergillaceae. The transcript has 2 exons. Gene Ontology annotation, molecular function: GTPase activator activity.